UUUCUCCCUCGGACCUCGGUCCCUCCACGAACGCCACGCCGGGAGUCUCCCACGCAGUCCACCCCGCGUCGUCUGGCCUCGCGAUGGCCGCCGCCGACUACGGCCGCGCGUACCUCCCCUACGCGGCCGCCGCCCCCGCCGGCGAGUACGAUCGCCCCUGCCGCAACGAGGUCGUGCCCUACGGCGAUCGCCGCCUCGACACCGUCGUCAAGCCGCCAGCCGGGUCGCCGGCGCCGCCGCUGCCGGUAUCCACCAGGAGCGGCGGGAGAGGGGUGGGGUCAGCGUGGUGUUUCAGCGACCCGGAGAUGAGGAGGCGGCGGCGGGUGGCGAGCUACAAGGCCUACUCGGUGGAGGGCAAGGUCAAGGCAUCGUUCCGCAGGGGGUUCCGCUGGAUCAAGGCCAAGUGCUCCGAGCUCAUCCAUGGCUGAACCUGGGAUAUCGGUGAAAUUCUGUUCCGUUGUCAUGGUGGAAAUUGCAGCUACAAUGCGUGAGGGGUGGUCGCUGGGUGUAUUUCGCUCCCAAAAUGUGGAAGAGAAAUUGUAUGAUUGUUGGCCCCUGGUUAUAGGAAAAGAACUCGAUGGAGCUCUGCUCAGGUCACUUGUCGCUGCCUGCUAAGUGCUAACUACCCCUAAUUUUGUUCGAAAACAUUUGAAGAAUUGAAUCUCGGAAAAGGAAAUUUCUUCGC
This is a messenger RNA of Zea mays, 685 nucleotides long. RefSeq lists its product as uncharacterized. The record is from RefSeq and is marked validated. Lineage: Eukaryota; Viridiplantae; Streptophyta; Magnoliopsida; Poales; Poaceae.